Messenger RNA from Suricata suricatta (meerkat), 844 nucleotides. RefSeq names its product tetratricopeptide repeat domain 32 (gene TTC32). The record is from RefSeq and is a predicted model, not a curated record. NCBI's taxonomy places the organism in Eukaryota, Metazoa, Chordata, Mammalia, Carnivora, Herpestidae. Bases 132 to 590 code for a protein of 152 amino acids. Gene Ontology annotation, molecular function: protein binding. The transcript is spliced from 3 exons.
AAACUUCCCCUUUGCGAGCGCCCAGGUUUUGCUGUCAAAUUCCGGGAGUGCGGAAGUGACUCCGUAGUGCUACCUCUACCCGCUCAGAAGUCCACUCCUUUUCUACGCUAAAAGCUAGGCCUCUGACCGCUAUGGAUGGGCAGCAAGCGCAACCAAGCCACGCAUCACUGGCACUCGCCCAAGCUCACUUCAACAAGGGCGAAUACGCGGAAGCGGAGACGCUGUACUCCGCUUACAUCAGCCAGUGCGCCUGUGCAGCCUCCGUGGGCGCUGCGGCCGGGAGCAAAUGCAGCCUCAAGGAUUUGGCUACUGCAUAUAACAACAGGGGGCAAAUCAAGUACUUCAGGGUUGAUUUUUACGAAGCCAUGGACGACUACACAUCUGCCAUCCACGUCCAGCCCACUUUCGAAGUUCCGUAUUACAACAGAGGGUUGAUAUUGUAUAGGCUGGGAUACUUUGACGAUGCUUUGGAAGAUUUCAAGAAGGUAUUAGACUUAAAUCCUGGAUUUCAAGAUGCUACUUUGAGCUUAAAACAGACUAUUCUAGACAAAGAAGAAAAACAAAGAAGAAUUAAAGAAAAAAAUUAUUGAAAGGUUUAGCAUAAUUGAAAUAUUAACUCAUGAUUCUUAUACCUGACAUCUCAUUGCUUGUAAUGUCAAGUUAGGUGUUGAGCUAUUUUGAUUCAUAUUUAAGAUAGGGAUUCAUGUAUUAUCUCUGGAAGUUAAACAAUGUAUUUGGAGUAGUUAAUUUCAGAUUGAGUAACUGUGUUGAAUAAGUAUGCUUUUUAUAAAGUGUAAAUAAAUAAUAUCAAGGUAUAGUGUGUUAUGACAGUAAAAUAUUUAAA